Messenger RNA from Ixodes scapularis (black-legged tick), 769 nucleotides. Its product is annotated as putative nuclease HARBI1. Lineage: Eukaryota; Metazoa; Arthropoda; Arachnida; Ixodida; Ixodidae. The record is from RefSeq and is a predicted model, not a curated record. The coding region runs from base 1 to 672 and encodes 223 amino acids. The transcript has 4 exons.
AUGUAUAUACUUUGGUGGCCAAAUGAAGCUGAGGCGGCUGAAGUGCAGCAGCAGUUCUUUGAGGUGGCGGGCUUUCCUUCCGUUGUGGGUGCUGUGGAUGGUACGCACAUUCGGAUUCAAGGACCGUCGGACCACGAAGAAGCGUACGUCAACCGCCAUGGCUACCACUCCAUCAACGUGCAGCUAGUGGUGGACGCUGCAUACCAAAUUCGCCAUGUGGUAGCAAGGUGGCCUGGCAGUGCAAACGACUCCAAGAUCUUCAAGAAGAGCGCCCUUUCCGUAAAGCUAUCCAAUGGAACCUACGACGGCUUGCUGCUGGGCGACAGCGGAUAUGCGUGCGAGCCAUGGCUCAUGACACCCUUCCUGGUGCCCUCGUCAUCGCCAGAGGAGGAAUACAACAAAGCUCACAUCACGACCAGGUGUAUCGUGGAAAGGACCAUUGGCCAACUGAAAAGAAGGUUUAACUGCCUGCACGCUGAGCUCCGGAUGCUACCCAAGAGAUGCUGCGACAUCGUGGUGGCCUGCUGCAUCCUCCACAACCUCGCCAAAUGGUUUCCGUGCAGCCUUCCCAGCACUUCCCUGCCAAGUGAGGUUCCCACCGAUCCCAUAGAAGCAAUACGGCCAGACAGCGUGGCAGCCCGAGCUGCUAUUGUGGCCCGGUUUUUUUCGUGAAUUUCCUCACUUCGCCGCUGGAAACGACGCGCAGCCGUCCUGCACCAGCGACUUGGUCGGAUGCCUGGAGGAGGGAGGGGCUCGUCUGCCCUAAGGC